UGCCGUGCGGUGGCACGCAAUUAAACCGCGCAGGUCCCGCGUAAACAAUAGAAGUCCGUUCGCGUGCCAGAGUUCAAAAUAAACCGAAUUGCACGCAAACCGCCGUUUUUUACAAAGAAAACACGAUAUUGAGAACACGUUUAUAAAAUACAUUAUUUCUAGGUUUCAUAUUUGAGGAAGUACGGCAUCAUACAGACACGCGUGAAAAGCCUUGAUGAAGGCGUUCAGCUGGAUUUAAACUCACUAAAACCACAACCAGCUGGUAAACUAAAGCAGUUUACUGUCCAGUGGAACAGACUUUAUUACAGAAAUGAGUAAACGAGAAGACGAUGGAUGUGCCAGAAAACGAAAGACAGAAGCUGGAUAUAAACCAGAGGACUGUGUGAAUCCGGAUUCAUCUGUCAUCGCUGCUUUCAAAGUAUUCCAGCAAGAGCUGGACACCAAGCAUGAUAAACACGAGCGUCUGGUGAAGAUCAGUCGAGAUGUCACCAUUGAGAGCAAACGCACCAUAUUCCUCCUGCACAGAGUCACCAGUGUUCCAGAUGUUGAGGAGAUCCUGUCUGAGGCCGAUGUGAAGCUGGAUGGUGUGAGGCAGAAGAUCGGCCAGAUAGCAGAAGAACUGAGAGGAGAAGAUCUACACCAGUUUCACAGAGCAUUUACACCAGGCAUUCAGGAGUAUGUUGAGGCCGUGUCCUUCCAUCACUUCAUCAGACAUCGCACACUGAUCAGCCUGGAGGAAAUCAACGCUCGUCUGGUCUUCAUGAGAGAAAAUAAGAAAGCAGUGGGUGAAGGUGAGGUCGCAUGGACAGGCCCGAGCGUAUUGACCUUCCAGAUAACGCCGAUCGACUACCUGCUGGGUGUCGCGGACCUGACGGGCGAGCUGAUGCGCAUGUGCAUAAGCAGCGUGGGCAACGGCGACAUAGACACGCCCUUCCAGCUCAGCGGCUUCCUGCGGCAAAUCCACGACGGCUUCUCCUACAUCGGCAACACGGGACCCUACGAGGUGUCUAAGAAACUGCACACUCUGCGGCAGAGCCUGGGGAAGGUGGAGGACGCGUGCUACACCCUGCGCGUGCGCGGAUCCGAGAUUCCCAAACACAUGCUGGCCGACGUGUUCUCCAGCAGGGCGGCGACGCAUGUGGACCCGGAUGAGCCGAUGGUGUGAGAUACCGAGAUGCGUCGCGUGUCCUUUCCUGUGCAUGUCGGACUUUGCAAACUAGGCAUAUUAUUGUUAGAGUAUUUUUAGUUUAAGGACUCGUUGUUUAAAUGGUUGCAUGUUGAAAACACGUCUAGUUCUUCAGUUUUGAGCUGUUGUAUUUCAUAUAAAUUGCAAAAUGUUUAACUGAUCUUGUUCCUUCUAAUCUUCCAGAAAGUUAUAAACAUGUUUACCAUUAUUUUGAACUCAGAACUGUCAAUAAAACUUGUUUUUGGUACAAACUUGACCCCCGGCUACAUCUC
Messenger RNA from Sinocyclocheilus grahami, 1458 nucleotides. Its product is annotated as translin-associated protein X-like. The record is from RefSeq and is a predicted model, not a curated record. Bases 311 to 1165 code for a protein of 284 amino acids. The transcript is spliced from 7 exons. NCBI's taxonomy places the organism in Eukaryota, Metazoa, Chordata, Actinopteri, Cypriniformes, Cyprinidae. Gene Ontology annotation, molecular function: sequence-specific DNA binding.